Monosiga brevicollis MX1 is the source of this 3208-nucleotide messenger RNA. RefSeq lists its product as uncharacterized. Gene Ontology annotation, cellular component: endoplasmic reticulum; plasma membrane; Golgi membrane. NCBI's taxonomy places the organism in Eukaryota, Choanoflagellata, Craspedida, Salpingoecidae. Gene Ontology annotation, biological process: intracellular calcium ion homeostasis; manganese ion transport; calcium ion transmembrane transport. The record is from RefSeq and is a predicted model, not a curated record. Gene Ontology annotation, molecular function: P-type calcium transporter activity; ATP binding; ATP hydrolysis activity. The coding region runs from base 1 to 2685 and encodes 894 amino acids. The transcript has 25 exons.
AUGAGCAAGAGUGUGGCGAGUGAGGCGGCGGCCUGCAUGAGUGUGGAGGAUGUCGUGGCUGCCGUGAAUGGAAAUGUCAAGCAUGGUCUCUCGGCCAUCGAGGCGGGACAGCGCCUGCGCGAGCAUGGAGCAAACGAGUUUGCGACCUCCGAGCCGGAUCCCCUCUGGCAAAAGUAUCUCGAACAGUUCAAGGAGCCGCUCAUCCUGUUGCUCAUUGGCUCGGCCGUCGUCAGCCUGAUUAUGCAACAAUACGACGAUGCCUUCAGCAUCUUUCUCGCCAUCAUGAUUGUGGUAACCGUCGCUUUUGUCCAAGAGUACAAAUCGGAGCAAGCACUCGAAGCCCUGACAAAACUGGUGCCACAAAAAUGCUGGCUCAUUCGCGACAAUACCAAACAGGGCGCUCUUGCCGCAGACGUUGUGGUGGGCGAUCUGGUGACCUUUGGUGUCGGUGACCGUAUCCCAGCCGACUGCCGCCUCAUCGAGGCUGUCAACUUGGAGAUUGAUGAAUCCAACUUGACAGGCGAGAACAAGACGCGCAGCAAGCGCUGCCACCACCCAUCCACGCCCUUGCCUUCCCAGUCGAUCCUCCACCUUCUUCUCAUCCGCUUGAGGACCUUGGCAAUCCUUAGGGACAACAUGGCCUUUAUGGGCACGCUGGUGCGCCAGGGCCACGGCAAGGGCAUUGUGACUGCCACGGCCGGUGCCACAGAGUUUGGCAUCAUUUUUCAAAUGCUGGAUGAUGUUGAGGAGCGAAAAACACCGUUACAAGAGCAGAUGGGGGUUCUUGGUCAACAACUUAGCUUCCUGUCGUUCGGCAUCAUUGGCGUCAUCAUGAUCAUUGGCGUAUUGCAGGGAAAGCCGUUGGUCAAAAUGUUCACCAUCGCCGUCAGCUUGGCCGUGGCUGCCAUUCCCGAGGGUCUUCCCAUCGUGGUCACCGUCACCCUCGCCUUGGGCGUGAUGCGCAUGGCGAAACAAAACGCCAUUGUCAAAAAACUGCCGGCCGUCGAAGCCCUCGGUUCCGCCACCGUGGUGUGCUCGGACAAGACCGGUACCCUAACUGAAAACAAGAUGGUGGGCCGUUAUGCGCUCUCAAUCUUUGAUCAGCUACAAGCCGAGAUGACGGGCAGCGGCUACUUGAUCAACAGUGGCACCAUUCAAGUCGUGGACUCGAGCGGCUCGCCCGUUCCCAAUGGCCAGUCUAAUAGCAUGACACACUUGCUUCUGGCGGGCAUGGUCUGCAACAACGCUCAAGUCGACCGCGGGCACCUCAUUGGUCAACCUACCGAAGGUGCCUUGCUCGUGGCAGCUUACAAGGCCGGCCUUCAAUCUCGAGCGGCCAAUUUCGAGCGGUUGGAAGAGAUUCCAUUUUCCUCAGAUACCAAGUGGAUGGCUGUUCGUGGCGCUCUAGAUGUGCUUCUGACCAAGUGUCGACAUGUUUCCUCUGGCCAUCAAGUUCGGCACCUCUCAGAACUCGAUGUGCAAAUACUCAAUCAGCGUGCCGAUCAAUAUGCUGCGCAAGGCUUUCGCGUCAUUGCGCUUGCCUCUGGUGCCUCGCUCGAUGAGCUUGCCAUUUUGGGCAUUGUGGCCAUCGCUGAUCAAGCACGUGCGGGUGUCAGGGAGGCCGUGGCACUGCUCCAGCAAUCUCGCGUCAAGGUCAUGAUGAUCACUGGUGACAUGAAGGCGACAGCAGAGGCCAUUGCGCAGUCGCUUGGCUUUUACAAUCCAGGCCUUGAAGCCAUGGAUCAGCUCGAUCUUGAAGGCAUCAUUGAGGAUGUGCGCGUGUUCUAUCGCACCAGUCCAAAGCACAAGCUGAAGAUUGUACAGGCCUUGCAACACAAUGGCCACAUUGUUGCAAUGACUGGGGAUGGCGUCAACGACGCCCCUGCCUUGAAGCUGGCCGAGAUCGGUGUGGCCAUGGGUGAAACUGGCACAGAUGUGGCCAAGGAGGCAGCCGACAUGAUUUUGGUGGAUGACAAUUUUUCCACCAUCAUGCAUGCGAUUGAGGAGGGCAAGGGCAUUGCGUACAAUGUUCGCAACUUUUUGCGAUUUCAGCUUAGCACGUCUGUGGCGGCACUUACCCUCAUUUCCAUCACAACUAUGCUGGGAAUGCACUCACCACUGAAUGCCAUGCAAAUUCUGUGGAUCAACAUUCUCAUGGACGGUCCACCAGCGCAAAGUUUGGGUGUCGAGCCGGUGCAGCGCGACGUCAUGACCAUGCCACCCCGUCGUGCGCGAGAACCCAUGUUGACAGCCAAGCUUUUGCGCAAUGUGAUCAUGUCUGCGGCCAUUAUCGUGACUGGUGUCUUGUACGUGUACUUUCGGGAGCUACAGGAUGACGUCGUGACCAAGCGCGACACGACCAUGACCUUUACGUGUUUUGUUCUCUUUGACAUGUUCAACGCUCUUACCUGCCGCUCCACAAACAAGUCAAUUCGGGAGAUUGGGCUCUUUUCCAAUUCGGUAUUUCUGUACGCUGUUGGCGGCUCGUUGCUCGGCCAACUGGCCGUCAUCUAUCUUCCGCCACUGCAGGCCAUUUUCCAAACGGAGGCACUAGGCUUUGGUGAUAUGGUGUUUCUUGUGAUGCUUUGCUCCACCGUCUGGUUGGCGGACGAAGGACGCAAGUAUUGGGAGCAACAACGCGAGCGAAGGCGGCACAAGCGCAAGUCAAGCGAUGCGUCUGCGUGAUUUGAGUCCUGUCAUUUCUCUUUCAUCGAUUUUUUUUCUACUUGCUGCCAGCACGCCAUGCUUACGGAAGCUGUUUCCGUUUGGCCUUGUCAAUGACGUUCUGUUCGCCCACCUUCGUGGCUGAUGAUGGUUGUUGGCAAUGGUGAUGGGCCUGUGGUUGUGUGGUUGUGUAUGGACAUGUUGUGUUUGUGUGUGUGUGUGUGUGUGUGUGUGUGUGUGUGUGUGUGUGUGUGUGUCUUUAAUUUGUGUUUUUUAAAUCACAGGGUCUCGGGAGGAAAUGUUGGCAGCCUCGCAACACCAGCAGCGCACUUUGACGCUCAACCUGACCAAUCAAUUUUGAGGGGCGUGGAAGAGGAACUUUGAGGAACGCAGUUUGCUGCAGGACGGCGACGACGGGAUAUGCACGAAAAUGGCUUCAACCCAAGCCAAGAAGAGCUCUCGUGUUUGGAUGAUGUUCCUAUGGUGUUUUUUGACGGCUGCUGAGUGUGCCACAGGCUGUUUGACCAGAUGACGAGUGCUUACU